AUGAGGCCAGCACGGCAUGCGCUACCUCCCUCGAGCAGCCUGCCUGCUUUGCGCUCUCUAGACGUGCUCACGGAGGAACAAGUUUUGGCGGCGCUGGGCAAUCUCUAUGCGCUUUACUGUCCACUGCCGCCGUCGCUGGCUUUUCAACCUCACGCCAGAUUCAAGGAGUCGCCCUUCCCGGAUUCCGGUUAUACCUCUGGAAAUGAGGAAGACGAGGGCAAAGACGGAGUGAAGGAUGCGGAGGAAGAGAACGACUCACUUCGCGACGACGCCUUCGAGCGGUCCUUCGCUGAGCGCUGGCUGACAGGCUUCAUCGGGUGCGCCGAAGAACUAUCAUGCUUCAGCAACGAGGACGUAAGGCAGCGCGCCAUCGACAGGGCGUCCUGCGUGCUGGCCUCGUUCUACCCCAGUGCAGCAGACGAAGAUGACGAGGACAUCCAGAUCACGCGCGAGUUCCACUUCACUCUCGUACCAGACGCGGCACGCGCGGAGGAAGUCCCAAUCAACGUGUGCGUCACCGAUGGACUUGCAGGCAGGGAUGUUUCGGACCAUACGGACGUGGGACUUCAAAGCUGGGGCGCGGCCAUUGUCUUCUCCGAGCUCAUGUGCGCCUCGCCAUCGCGUUUGGGAAUCACGCAGGAUGCCCUUGGCUCGGCGCCACGGAUCAUCGAACUUGGGGCCGGGACCGGACUUGUCAGUCUUGUGCUCGGGAAGAUGCUGCCUCACGUUGGCAUCACGGAUUCCACGGUGGUUGCGACAGACUACCAUUCCGCCGUCCUUGCGAACCUGACUUCUAACAUCGCCGCGAACUUCCCUUCUAAAGACCGGUUACCGAUUCAGACGUCGCUGCUUGACUGGUCCGCGCCCGACCUCGCGCCGCCUUUGGACGUCCCGGCAGACAUGCUCGUCGCAACAGAUGUGGUCUACGAGCCCAAGCACGCAGUCUGGCUACGCGACUGCGCAGCCCGUCUCCUAGCCCCCGACGGUGUGUUCUGGCUCGUGGCAACUGUACGGCGCACCGGUCGCUUCGAGGGCAUUAGCGACACAGUCAGGGGCGCAUUCACCAGCCGGGAUGGGGUCAAGGACGAAGCUGGGCGCGUGUUGGCAGUCCUUCACGAAGAAAGACUUGAGAAGAAGCGAGGUAUCGGACGGGGUGACGAGAGCGAGUACAAGCUUUUCCGAAUCGGCUGGGCUUAG
Messenger RNA from Anthostomella pinea, 1197 nucleotides. The record is from the annotation of a GenBank genome assembly. NCBI's taxonomy places the organism in Eukaryota, Fungi, Ascomycota, Sordariomycetes, Xylariales, Xylariaceae.